ACACAGAAAACUCUGGGGAACUCGGGGAAAAGGACAUUUUCACAGCCUCAAGAACUUCGGUAGGAGAAAGCAGAAAGAAGACCAAUCGUUUCAAAUAUAAAUCAAGGGCAGUGGACACGCGGGAGUUGAUUAUUCAUUCCGAUAACUUGUGGAAUUAUAAGGGUAACAAAAAUUUUAAAAAAAAUACCUCUCCGCCAUUUCAUAUUUGUAUUAAAUUGUUCCUUUUCUUUUUAAUUUUAUUUUAUCACCUGUCCUCUGAAGAGCUGACAGCCAGACGGUGUAGUAGAAUUGCAGUGCAGUGCGUAAAGAAACUGAACGCAGCACCAGGAGACGGAACAGCUCACUGCGUUUACCAACAAGAGACAGUGAGGAGGAGUGAGAGAGAGAGACAGACUGAUUUUUUUUUGUAUUCUUGUAUUUUUAUAUCAUAUUUAUUAAUUUAUACCCUACGCGAACAUAUUUAUUUUUUUCCAAUUGUUGGUUCUGUUUGGGUCAGAUUUUUUUUCUUCUUCAUUUUUUGGAAUAUGGUUGGGGAAAUGGAAUCGAAGGAGAAACCUAAGCCCACCCCAGACUAUCUCAUGCAGCUCAUGAAUGAUAAGAAACUGAUGAGCAGCCUUCCCAACUUCUGCGGGAUUUUUAACCACCUCGAACGGCUGCUUGAUGAAGAGAUCAGCCGGGUGCGUAAGGACAUGUACAACGACACGCUAAACGGCCGCACAGAGAAGUGGAGCAGCGAGCUCCCUGACGCAGUGGGCCCCAUCGUGCAGCUCCAGGAGAAGCUCUUUGUCCCUGUAAAAGAGUACCCCGAUUUUAACUUUGUGGGCCGGAUCCUGGGACCACGGGGGCUGACAGCCAAGCAGCUGGAGGCAGAGACAGGAUGUAAAAUCAUGGUGCGCGGGAAGGGCUCCAUGAGGGACAAGAAGAAGGAGGAGCAGAACCGAGGAAAGCCCAACUGGGAGCACCUCAAUGAGGACCUGCAUGUCCUGAUCACGGUGGAGGACGCUCAGAACCGCGCUGAGAUCAAGCUGAAGAGGGCCGUGGAGGAGGUCAACAAACUACUGGUGCCUGCGGCGGAGGGAGAGGACAGCCUGAAGAGGAUGCAGCUGAUGGAACUGGCCAUCCUCAACGGCACCUACCGAGACGCCAACAUCAAGUCACCUGCCCUUGCCUUCUCUUUUGCAGCGAACGCCCAGGCGCCCCGCAUCAUCACCGGCCCCGCCCCUAUGCCCCAGAAUGCCCUGCGCACGCCCACCCCGGCCGGCCCCACCCUAAUGCCCCUGAUCCGACAGAUCCAGACCUGCAUGCCCAACGGCUCGCCCCACCCGGGCGUCAUGACCCAGGGUCCCGAGGCAGGCCUCAUAUACGCGUCGCCGUACGAUUACCCCUACACGCUGGCCCCUGCCACCUCCAUCCUGGAGUACCCCAUCGACUCCAGCGGGGUGUUAGGUGCAGUGACUACUAAAGUUCGAAGGCACGAACUGCGGGUCCAUCCUUACCAAAGGAUAGUGACCGCAGACCGAGCCGCCACUGGCAACUAACCCCUGACCUUCUGACCUCUGAACUCUUCACACAUGAUGACCUGGCCAUUGCCUGCCCGCAGAUCAGUUCUCCGGUAGAAAGAAAGAACACAUAAAGCCUUGGCUUGUUACAGUCAGUCAUGGCACAGCUUCUCAUCAGCCGAAUAAUGGACACACUAUAAUGGCUUGGCAGGCCACUCCUGCCUGUCCUGUCUGCUUAAUAGGGGGACUGACCCUGGCUCUAGACCUGCACUGAAUCAUUGUUAAGCAAUAAGGUCUGAAAUGCCCCCUCUGAGCAUCACUGAACGAGUCCCCAGCCAGGCAACUUCCAAACACACCACACUCUAAAACACCCUGGUAACGGCUGGUCGCCUCAUCCGGACUGAAGAUGAAGAAGGUCGGCACCCUCCCACCCCUCCGACCGCCCAAACCCACCGUACGCAUGUCGCCCAGGUGACUUUCCCACUGUCAUGGUAACGGAGCUGGCUCUGAAUGUAUAGCAGCGCGGUGAGGCCUUCCCGAGCAGAGUGCAUGCACCUCUCUCUGUCUCUCUCUCUCUGUCGCUCUCUGUCUCUCUCUCUGUCGCUCUCUCUCUCUCUCUCUCUCUCUCUCUCUCUCUCUCUCUCUCUCUCUCUCUCUCUCUCCACCCAUAUAUCCUUGCCAACUGAUUACCCCUCUCCCUUCACUGACUCUCUAUGAAAUCUGUUAUGAAAUGGAAAUUGAGGGGGGUUCAUUCUAGCAGGACUUGAAGAGAGACUAGGGGUCAAAAAGAGUAUCAAGUAUAGAAGGUGGAACCUGUCCCGUUACCUGGCAUUGUUGUUGUUUUUCUACCAUGAAGGAAGAUCUUGCAGUCAACUGUUUUUUUUUAGGAUGUAAAAGCCAUGCUUGCCUAUCUGCUGUACAAAUGUAUUGAAAUUGUAGAUACAUGUGUAAAAAUGGGGGAGAGAACACCAUAUGUAAAGAAAAUAGACACUUUUAUUAUACAUGGGUGCUCAUGGCAAAGAGAAAUAUCUAUUUUUCAAAAACAUAGUCUUUUAUAUCUUCAAGUAUUGUAAAGAGAAAUUAAAAAUUAAACCCUUUAUGUCAUGAAAACAAUCCUGUUUUAUUUCUGUGGAUGGAGAGGUGAAGACCAAAACAACCUUUCAUUUGAUUUCGGGGUUGAGCAUUUAACUGAAGUGGAAAAACAACAAAGUGCCUUAUUAUGGUUUCUGAUAUCUGAAUGUGUCAUCCUCAGCCUUUAAGCUGCAGGCCAGGUCAGUACACACAGUCUGUCAGCCACAGAGAUGCCCUUAGACGGAGUCAGUCACCUCAGCCUUGUUGCUACACUAGUCAGACACAGUAGGUCUCCUUCCACCAUCAUUUAAGUGUGACUCUAGGUAGGUACACAAGUUCUUUUUGGUGGCUCCAUAGAGUAGUAAUAUAGUAAUAUUUGACUAAAACAUAAUAGUUUCAAACCUUGCUCACAUUUAUAUAUGAUCACAAAUAUCACUCUAUUACGCGUGGUAAUACUUUGGAAGAGAUGUCCAAAAUUAAAAUCACUUGGAGCUGAUUUGCCUGUUUUUACAGUCUUGUGGGGCCAAUUAAAAUCUCCUGUGGGCCAAAUUCAGCCCGCGGGCCAGUUGGGUAACCCUGUCCAAAAGGGACAAAUAUAUGAUAAAAGAGAGCUGUAACAUGUCCAGUUCGUAUCUGAACUGAGAAAAUUAUUGGCCUUAUAGUAUUUCACUGUGACGCCCCUGAGACUCCGGUUGUCUUUGUCUGUUGAGGAUGGCCUCAGAGUUCCCCAAUUAUUAUUUCCAGUAGUAUGCUACUCAUGCCAGUUCCUAGGUUUUACACACAAGGACAUCUUGACAUGCAUCGUCUUUACAGUUAGAAGUGUCAUUUUGGACUGCCUUAUGUAGGAGUUGUCAUUGGCAUAGACAUCCCACUACCCGUGGAGCUGACAUCCCACAUCCCUCUACCAUGAUGUAUCUCUCUACCACCUAUCCCAUUAGAUGAGGACGUGUCUGUUUCUGCCCUCCUGAUUUACUACCUAUAAAGGAGUAUUGGGUCUGUAGUCUUACUGCUGACUCGACACGUGCUGUGUUAAAUGGAGGAGAAGGGUUUAUGUCAUUGUGGUACCUAGUGAUUGACUGUAAAGCCUGUGUGUACUUCCUGGUCUGCGCCAAAAGAUUGCUCCACAUCCCCCUCUUGAUUUACUAUGCAACAGAAUGGCCUCUGGUGGUGUAUGAAGAGUUUCUGUGUCUCAGAUUGUCUUCAUGCGUGCCAUUUCUUUUCAGUUACAGUAUUUAUGUUUGCGAAAUGAUUCUGCAGUGCAAUUGCAUAUGAUUAUAAUCCAUUAUAAAUGAUGAAUACGUAUGGAUUCUCAAUCAUUAAUAUGAUACGUGUUAUCAUUGUUAUCGGAUGUCAUUAUUAUAUAAGACAAUGGAUUGACUUUGAAGCGAGGCGAAUAUGAAUAUUUUACAUAUAAUUGUACCGGUGAUAAAAGAAUGGUAGCAAACAAAUGGUUUCCUUGGUUGUGAGUGAAGAGACAUCAGAACCAAUAUAGAAUGGCUUCCCAUCCCUUAGUAAUGUUACUGUUAUGCUAUUAUCAGAGAUUUUUUUUAUCUGUGCCAUUUUGACAGCAUUAUUCUUGACCUGGUGUUUUUCUUUUUUCUGAGUGUGCAAAUCAAGCGUGUUAUUCUGUAGGACCCCAUGCUGUCGAACAACUGAUCCUGUUAGCAUUUACUCCAUGGAUGGUGUGCGACCAUACCCAAAUGAUUUCCUAUGAGAAAACAAUAUGUGUAUUUGCAGCCAUUGUUACAAGUUUAUAAUGUAUUUUUCUAUCUUGUUUUAUAUGUGUGUAAGAAGAAAAAAACUGUUAAAUGACUUACAUAAACGACAAAAGCAGCUACGUUAUUUGUUCGAUUUUGAGAUUCUUUGUAGUUUAUUAAAUCUGGGUUUUUUUUCUCCCUAAUCCUGGUCCUGGGGAACCAAAGAGGUGCACACCUGAUUCCUCUAAUGACCAACUCAUCAUAAAACCUUUGAUUAGUGGAAUCAGGUGUGUAGUGCAAAUAUGUGCACCUCUUUGGGCCUCCAGGACCAGGAUUAAGAAACACUGCAUUAAAUUGACUCCUUGACAAAGUCUUAUCUCUAUUAUUGACUCAGAUCAUUUAACUUUUUCCUUUCCUCCCGUGUUUUGUUGUGACGUGUUAGACUUAGCCAGUAUUAUUUAAUAAAUGAUUCCAAACAGA
Molecule: messenger RNA, 4747 nt
Organism: Oncorhynchus nerka (sockeye salmon)
Lineage: Eukaryota; Metazoa; Chordata; Actinopteri; Salmoniformes; Salmonidae
Product: KH domain-containing RNA-binding protein QKI
Exons: 8
Coding region: 525-1538 (337 amino acids)
Biological process (GO): regulation of mRNA splicing, via spliceosome
Cellular component (GO): nucleus
Molecular function (GO): mRNA binding
Source: RefSeq, a predicted model, not a curated record